AUGGCCGAUUCCGACCCCCGCUACCCGCGCUCCUCCAUCGAGGACGACUUCAACUAUGGCAGCUGCGUGGCCUCCGCCAGCGUGCACGUCCGCAUGGCCUUUCUAAGAAAAGUCUAUACCAUCCUUUCUCUGCAAGUUCUCUUAACUACAGUGACAUCUGCACUUUUUUUAUACUUUGAGUCUUUACGGACAUUUGUACAUGAAAGUCCUGCCUUAAUUUUGGUGUUUGCCAUUGGAUCUUUGGGUUCGAUUUUUGCAUUGAUUCUAAACAGACAUAAGCAUCCUCUUAACCUGUACCUGCUUUUUGGAUUUACACUGUUGGAAGCUCUUUCUGUGGCCUGUGUUGUUACUUUCUAUGAUGUGUAUAUUAUUCUCCAAGCUUUUGUACUGACUACUGCAGUAUUUCUUGGUUUGACUAUGUAUACUCUACAAUCUAAGAGAGAUUUCAGCAAAUUUGGAGCAGGACUGUUUGCCGUUUUAUGGAUUUUGUGCUUGUCAGGAAUCUUGAGGUUAUUUUUUUAUAGUGAGACAGUGGAAUUGGUUAUGGCUGCCUUAGGAGCCCUUCUUUUCUGUGGAUUCAUCAUCUAUGACACACAUUCACUGAUGCAUAGGCUAUCACCUGAGGAGUAUGUAUUAGCUGCCAUCAGUCUCUACUUGGAUAUCAUCAAUCUAUUCUUGCACCUGUUGCGACUUUUGGAAGCAGCUAAAAAGUGA
Molecule: messenger RNA, 714 nt
Organism: Pipistrellus nathusii (Nathusius's pipistrelle)
Lineage: Eukaryota; Metazoa; Chordata; Mammalia; Chiroptera; Vespertilionidae
Source: the annotation of a GenBank genome assembly